Molecule: messenger RNA, 1071 nt
Organism: Nothoprocta perdicaria
Lineage: Eukaryota; Metazoa; Chordata; Aves; Tinamiformes; Tinamidae
Gene: HMGB1
Product: high mobility group box 1
Exons: 4
Coding region: 13-669 (218 amino acids)
Biological process (GO): regulation of transcription by RNA polymerase II
Cellular component (GO): nucleus
Molecular function (GO): DNA binding, bending
Source: RefSeq, a predicted model, not a curated record
AAAGCCAUCAAAAUGGGCAAAGGUGAUCCUAAGAAGCCGAGAGGUAAAAUGUCUUCAUACGCCUUCUUUGUGCAAACCUGCCGGGAGGAGCACAAGAAGAAACAUCCAGAUGCUUCAGUGAACUUCUCAGAGUUCUCAAAAAAGUGCUCAGAACGAUGGAAGACUAUGUCCUCUAAGGAGAAAGGAAAGUUUGAAGAUAUGGCCAAGGCUGACAAGCUUCGUUACGAAAAAGAAAUGAAAAACUAUGUACCACCCAAGGGGGAAACGAAAAAGAAGUUCAAGGAUCCAAAUGCGCCAAAGAGGCCUCCUUCGGCCUUCUUUUUGUUUUGCUCCGAGUUUCGUCCAAAAAUCAAAGGAGAGCAUCCCGGUCUGUCCAUCGGGGAUGUGGCGAAGAAGCUGGGAGAGAUGUGGAACAACACGGCUGCAGAUGAUAAACAGCCUUACGAGAAAAAGGCUGCCAAGCUGAAGGAGAAGUACGAAAAGGAUAUCGCUGCAUACCGGGCCAAAGGGAAGGUUGAUACAGGCAAAAAAGUAGUCGCCAAGGCGGAGAUGAGCAAGAAGAAGAAGGAGGAGGAGGAAGAUGAGGAUGAGGACGAAGAGGAGGAGGAUGAUGAAGAGCAYGAAGAAGAGGAAGAGGAGGAGGACGAGGAUGAUGAUGAUGAUGAAUAAGUCUCUUUUGGAGCAAUUUCUUUCUUGUCUAUAAAGCAUUUAACCCCCCUGUACACAACUCACUCCUUUUAAAGAAAAAAAAAAACAAAAUUGAAAUGUAAGGCUGUGUAAGAUUUGUUUUUAAACUGUACAGUGUCUCUUUUUUUGUAUAGUUAACACACUACCGAAUGUGUCUUUAGAUAGCCCUGUCCUUAGUGGUAUUUCAAUGGCCACUAACCUUGCCUGGUACAGUGUGGGGGUUGUAAAUUGGCAUGGGAGUUUUAAAGCAGGUUCUUGUUGGUGCACAGCACAAAUUAGUUAUAUAUUGGGGAUGUAGUUCAUUUUUCAUCUUCAGUUGUCUCUGAUGCAUCAUAAAAAUAAUUGUUGUUCUGUUAACUGAAUACCACUCUGUAAUUGCAAAAA